GAGCAGUUGCAUACCUGAAGAACUUACUCCGAUAAAGCAUGCCGGAGUAUUUCAUGAUCUCGCAUGGAAACGCCUAGCUCGCGAGGUUGUGAAACCGUGGAUGCGCGUAUUGACUAUUUUGAUCCUCAUCAUUUACUGGAUCGUGACCUAUUACGGUAUAUCCAUUGUCGAAACUGACCUCUCCGUACAAAAGCUUGCACCAAGAGAAGCACGAAUAAUUAAGGGUAUGCAAACGUUCGUAGUGGUUGUUACUACACCUGGCGAUCUUCGAGAUGCAAACAGACUCGCUGCAGUGAAAAGCCUGAUUCGCGACUAUGAGACAGCGAGUUAUAGCCUAAAAAAUUAA
This is a messenger RNA of Strongylus vulgaris, 346 nucleotides long. Lineage: Eukaryota; Metazoa; Nematoda; Chromadorea; Rhabditida; Strongylidae. The record is from the annotation of a GenBank genome assembly.